AUGACUCCCGAUCAAGAGAUUAAGCAGCAUAAGCGGAAGAAGGUCUCGCUUGCCUGCGUCUUUUGUCGACGAUCCCACAUGACGUGCGAUGAAGGUCGACCAUGUCAGCGGUGCAUAAAGCGAAGUAUUGGCCACAUGUGUCACGAUGAGCCUCGAUCAAGCACAUCCAAGAAAAACAAUGACACAUCCUCAUUAGCCAUGAACAAAAAUGAAGAUGACAAGGCGACACAAGAUCAGUUUUAUCUUAUUGCUGCUGAUCCACAUGAUGGCAAGGUUGAAGACAAGCUCAACGAAGUGAUCAAUGCCAAAUACGAAGCAGGCAUCCUCAAGCCUUACAAUUAUGUGAAUGGAUACGCACGGUUACAGCGAUACAUGGAUCAACACAUGACACCGAGUAGUCGACAACGUAUCCUUAAUGUGAUGGGUGCCUUCCGACCAGCAUUUCGUGACGUGGCUCAAGCAUUAACCGAUGUGGAUUUGAUUUUGGUUGAAGAGGCAUUUGAGCGACUCUUGUUGGAUUAUGAUCGUGUUUUUACUGCUAUGGCUGUACCAGCUUGUCUAUGGCGAAGGACAGGUGAGAUAUAUAAAGGGAACAAGGAGUUUGCUGAUUUGAUCAAUGUCCCGGUCGAGCAGUUGCGUGAUGGACGACUUUGCAUCUACGAAUUGAUGGUAGAAGAUUCGACUGUGAAUUAUUGGGAGAAAUACAGCAACGUUGCGUUUGAUCCGUGCCAGAAGGCCGUCCUAACAUCGUGUCUCAUCCAGCCUCGGUCAAGCAAAGGAGCACCACUUGUAUCAUGUUGUUUUUCUUUUACAAUCCGGCGUGAUAAAUUCAACAUGUAA
Messenger RNA from Lichtheimia ornata, 840 nucleotides. RefSeq lists its product as uncharacterized. NCBI's taxonomy places the organism in Eukaryota, Fungi, Mucoromycota, Mucoromycetes, Mucorales, Lichtheimiaceae. Gene Ontology annotation, molecular function: RNA polymerase II transcription regulatory region sequence-specific DNA binding; DNA-binding transcription factor activity, RNA polymerase II-specific; zinc ion binding. Gene Ontology annotation, biological process: regulation of DNA-templated transcription. Bases 1 to 840 code for a protein of 279 amino acids. The transcript has 9 exons. Gene Ontology annotation, cellular component: nucleus. The record is from RefSeq and is a predicted model, not a curated record.